AUGCGUCAAGUUAUCAAAACAUUAUUAAGAUCUAUUGUUCCCAUCAUUUCAAUUGUUAUUCCUAUACUUACAACAUUCACACUCAUUGAAACUACAAACAAUUCACAAUUUAGUAAAGAUAUCUAUGCUUUAAAAGUUGAUUUUAGAAAUGUUUCAUUUUAUAAUUUUGUUCAACCUCAAAGAGACUUCUGGCAAUGGUCCAGAAAUUUAACAUUAGAAGAUUCUGGUCUUAGUGAAAUUUAUACAUUUGGAUUAAGAGGUUAUUGUAAAGGUUAUAUUGAUCAAUUUACUGAUGAUUAUACAACAACUUAUUGUUCUGGAAUAAAUACAACUUAUGAUCAAAUGAAUCCUGAAUCUAUUUGGUAUCAAGAUAUAUAUGAUAUUGGUGAUCAAAAUCCAUUAAAUCAAAAUCAAACUUGGUUUUUGAAAUUCCCAUUACAUGUUCCAAAUUUCACUGGUGCUUAUUAUAAGAGAUCUUUAAAAAUUAGUUAUUAUGGUAUAUUAGUUGGUGAUAUAUUAUCAGCCAUUGCAAGUGUGAUUUAUAUCAUUAGAUUCAUUAAUCCUUUUUAUUUACAAGGUCCAUUAAUUCAAGCUAUUGGAUCUCUUGUAUCAAUUUUUUCAUUGAUUGCAUUUCUUGCAGGUGGUGGUGUUGCAACUAAAUUAUUUGCAGAUACAAAAUUAGGUUUUAAAAGAGGAUCAGGUAUAUAUAGGAUCUUGGGUACUUGGGGUAGUACAAAAUUUUGGUUAUUUUUAUGGUUUGCAAUAAGUUUACAAGUUGUUAUGUUAUUUUGGAUUAUUAUAAUGGGAUGUCUUGUUGAUGAUACAGAAGAAUAUUUGAUAAGGGUGGAUGAUGCUCAAAAGAAGAGAGCUCGGAAGAAAAGAAAAGCCACUGAUCCUUUUGAUUUGGAAAAACAAGAAUUUUCAUUUCCUAAAGAGAAGAAGAAGUCAGAUUCCAAAGGAAAGAAAAAUUCAAAGUCAAGUUAUAAAUGA
Messenger RNA from Hansenula ciferrii, 990 nucleotides. RefSeq lists its product as uncharacterized. The transcript has a single exon. Gene Ontology annotation, cellular component: cell cortex of cell tip; plasma membrane. The record is from RefSeq and is a predicted model, not a curated record. The coding region runs from base 1 to 990 and encodes 329 amino acids. NCBI's taxonomy places the organism in Eukaryota, Fungi, Ascomycota, Saccharomycetes, Phaffomycetales, Wickerhamomycetaceae. Gene Ontology annotation, biological process: fungal-type cell wall organization.